UGACGCCUUGCGAGUAGGAAAAUUGCCUUGCGCAUAACGCGGCUGAUUCUUGCAUUGCAAAGUACCGGCGCGGUAUGGCAAGAAACCUGCGCGUUAUGCGCUUAGAGAGAGCGUGAUUAACAUCUUUUAAGGUCUGCCAACUUUAUUUUGAGUUUGUCUCGCUGAUCUUUUUGUGGCAUCCGCCUAUCGUAACUAGCGUAUCAACGCUGAUAUGGCUGACACUGUCGCUAUUUGGGAAGUUCCGUUCAGUGACAAGAUACACAAGAUCGAAUUCGAACACGGAACGACCACCGGAAAAAGAGUGAUCAGAGUUGACGGAAAGGAGGUGGUGCGACGAGACUGGAUGUUCAAGCUUGUCGGCUCGGAGCUCUUUGAGGUGGGCAGGGCGAAGUGCAUGGUCGUGAUCAAAGCGUUGAGCGGCUUCACGUACCAGUAUUCGCUCAUCGUGGACGGCAAGCAACUCGACAAAUUUAGAGAGAGGCAGUCGAAAAUACUCAACACGUGGAUUGUGAACCUACUCGAACAACCAACAAGGGUAGUACUAGCUCCUUCCGUUUGCAGAGAAGGACACUCUGGACGUAUACGUAAAUGGAGAAAAAGUCGAUGUUGUGCCAGAAUUUGUAGACGGAGGAACCGAGACCCAUUUCCAAGUGGGGCCCUACCAGGCUUACAUCACUGCGGCGAGCAGCGGAAGCAAAAAAGAAGGGAUUCGGCACACGCUGAUUGUGGAAGGACACGAGAUACCGAGCUGUACCGAGUGAGCCGCACCUGGCAUUUUGGCAAAGCACAGGUCAAGUGAGACCAACCGCGUGGGUCCUGUGACUGCCCCUCAUUCGUUAUUGUUGGCUAGCACUGUUUAACUGCCAAUACAACAGGCAAAUGCAUGGGCACACGGUGCAAUUUUGUUACUGUUCAGAAGAGCAGGCAUUGUGCCUCACCUGUGCCAUCAAAGUAGGAAUUCAACUGUGAUGAGUACAAGGCACAUUUAGGAAGCUGGUAAUGUUACAAGUAGUGUUAUUGCUUUAUUGUGACAAAACUGGCAACGAGAGCUUUGAAUAACGAAAGGUUUCCUGUAAGAACUGCAGAACAAAGACGUAAGUAGCACUAAACCAGAAAACUGAACUGAAUGAACACAUAGCAUGAGUGCUAUAUGCAUGUAUAGUGCAAUAUACAUGGCAUUUGAGGAUAAUACACUGUAGACUCAAACUGUUGCACUUUCAUUUAAUUGCAAUAGAUAAUUAAGUAUUAUUAGCUUCACUUUUUUGAUGGCUUACAGUUCAAUUAUUUACCAGACAAGUGUCGCUGCAAAACUCCUCUUUAAUUGUUAAUUCAAUUGAAAAAUGAUAGCACACAUGUUAAUCAAGCCGUUAAAUGAGUAAAUAGAAAUAGCUGUAUAAAAAAUUGCUGCAUUGGCUAUGAACCGGAAAAAUGGCACAUUUUAAAAAAAAACUGCCAGGCCUACGCUUUGGGUAACUAUUACAAGCACACUUGCUGGGUACCCACUAUGCCAUCAAUAGUCAUAAUUUUUGUGUAGUAGGCUGGCAUUUACCAUGCUAUCCUUUGUCAAUCUUUGAAGAAGCGUGGUAUUCCCUACACACGUGCAAGGACUUUCGUGGGAAUUUUUCAUGCAGUGGCUGACGACGAAUUAAUCCUGAAGUGGGUAUGCACCACCAGCAAUAGGUGAUCAUAAACAAGCUUUUUGUAAAUGGCCUGGAGCAUCAGACGACCCACUCGUUAUGCAAUUUUAUUGUGUGACACCUGGUUGUUCCUUCAGUUUUUGCUUCAUUACUUGUAUUAGUACUAUUCCUUUGCCAACAUCAAGCCUGCCCAAGGCCAGUUAAGAAACGAGUU
Molecule: messenger RNA, 1851 nt
Organism: Rhipicephalus microplus (southern cattle tick)
Lineage: Eukaryota; Metazoa; Arthropoda; Arachnida; Ixodida; Ixodidae
Product: fas apoptotic inhibitory molecule 1
Biological process (GO): negative regulation of extrinsic apoptotic signaling pathway via death domain receptors
Source: RefSeq, a predicted model, not a curated record